Messenger RNA from Phyllopteryx taeniolatus (common seadragon), 4159 nucleotides. RefSeq lists its product as uncharacterized. Gene Ontology annotation, biological process: regulation of transcription by RNA polymerase II. Bases 1 to 1026 code for a protein of 341 amino acids. The record is from RefSeq and is a predicted model, not a curated record. The transcript has 3 exons. Gene Ontology annotation, cellular component: nucleus; transcription regulator complex. NCBI's taxonomy places the organism in Eukaryota, Metazoa, Chordata, Actinopteri, Syngnathiformes, Syngnathidae.
AUGGCACAUUUUCGUGGUCAGAUUCGGGGGCCGCACUGGGGCGCCAAAAGGGAUAACAUACUCAUCGAUUUCUGGAAAAGGCACGAAUGUUUGUUUAAUUCCUCGCUGGAGUCUUUCUACGACAGGGAUAUGAAGACAAAGCUGUGGUCCGAGUGCGCCUUGUUGAUCGGGAAAUCUGUCUGUGAUGUUGUCAGAAGAUCAAGGUCUCUGCGGACUCAAUAUGGAAGGGUGUUGUGGCACCCAGAGAGGGUCAACACUUUCCAGCAAAGGAUGCUGAGAGAGAAACUGGAUUUCCUGAGACCCUACAUCGUUCGCAGACGCGGCGAUUCCUAUCCGGAGGAUAAGUCCGAUGAUCACGAGGACGAAGAGGGAGAGCUUGAGACUGAGGGGAGUAAUGAUCAUGAGACGGGUACAAGUACAUUUGGGAGCCCGUUGGACGAUGACGAGGCUGUGCAAGAUCCAAAUGAGGAAUUUCCAUCUGAGGCAUCCACCUCAAACCCUCCUUCCUACUGUGCAAAUGCACAACCUCGUCACGCAGAGACCAUGUCCUUGAGCUUUGAACCUCAUCACGACAAAGACUCACCUGAUGUUCACGAUCAAUUGGCGACAGCAAAUCUACCAAAUCAUGAUGUAUUAAGCCAGUUUGUAAAUGUCAUGCUGGCAGAUAUGCGUCAGAUUAAAGACAGCAUGGUACUUAUCCGACUUCGCCGAGAUAUCACCGACUUGGUGUUCAAAGCGGUGGAGGAGGACGUGCAGAGGCGUAUUCCGGUUUCCUUGACGCACCAAGGAGAAAACGCACAGCUCCCGAGCUCCUCGAGGCCUCAAACAUGCUUGCAGAGGGUUUUGAAGAGAAAGAACAGGGGACCUGUAAAGCACAUGAGGAGGAUUUGCAGGACCCAAGCAGGUCAAACACUUGAAGACAUGAAUAGAAAUGUCCCUCAGGCUAUGAUUCAUGCUUCUGAGAUCAAAUUAGAAAUAGAUCCACGCACGGUCAAGACAGAGGAUGAGACACUUGCUGUUCUGUGACAAUUCUGUCACCGUGUUUGGAUCACUGUUAUUAAACAAAUCAUGUCAAAGAAUGUGCAUAAUACUGACCGGAAUCUGUCAUGACAUGUCAUUAUGUGUUGAAAAAAAAUGGAACUCUUCUCAGAAAUGAUCUUGAUUGUGAUAACUUGAUAUUGAUACACCUAUAUUGUUAGAAGACACGCCACCGUGUGGCCAAACGAGGUUAUCAGACCAUUCCCAUCUAUCGUUGGAAGCCAUAUAUCUCAACAAUUCAGCACUAUUAUUGUUAAUGUCUUUGCAUAUGUUUUCAGCACUUAUCCAUCCAUCCAUUUUCCAUACCGCUUAUCCUCACUAGGGUCACAAAGUUCACUGUGGCUGAGCUCCAGAGUUGCAGUCAGGAGAUGGGAGAAGGUUCUAGAAAGUCGACCAUCACUGCAGCCCUCCACCAGUCGGGGCUUUAUGGCGGAGUGGCCCGACGGAAGCCUCUCCUCAGCGCAAGACACGUGAAAGCCCGCGUGGAGUUUGCUAAAAAAAACACCUGACGGACUCCCAAGAUGGUGACCAAUAAGAUUCUCUGGUCUGAUGAGACCAAGAUAGAAAUUGUUGGCCUUAAUUCUAAGUGGCAUGUGUGGAGAAAAGCGGGCACUGCUCUUCACCUGGUCAAUACAGUCCCAGCAGUGAAGCAUGGUGGUGGAAGCAUCAUGCUGUGGGGUGUUUUUCAGCUGCAGGGACAGGACGACUGGUAGCAAUCGAAGAAAAGAUGAAUGCCGCCAAGUACAGGGAUAUCCUGGACGAAAACCUUCUCCAGAGUGCUCAGGACCUCAGACUGGGCCAAAGGUUCAACUUCUAACAAGACAGUGCCAAAAGGGUGCUUCUACUAAAUGCUGAGCAAAGGCUCUGAAUACUUAUUUAUGGCUGUGUGAUAGUUCAGUUUUUCUUUUAUAAGACAUUUACUGUUUUUUUUCCUGCCAGUAUGGGGUUUGGCGGCACGGGGAAGACUGGUUAGCACAUCUGCCUCACAGUUCUGAGGAGCGGGGUUCAAAUCCCGGCCCCGCCUGUGUGGAGUUUGCAUGUUCUCCCUAUGCCUGUGUAGGUUUUCUCCGGGUACUCCGGUUUCCUCCCACAUCCCAAAAACAUGCAUUAAUUGGAAACUGUAAAUUGCCCAUAGGUAUGAAUUUGAGUGUGAAUGGUUGUUUGUUUCUAUGUGCCCUGCGAUUGGCUGGCGACCAGUUCAGGGUGUACCCCGCCUCUCGCCCGGAGAUAGCUGGGAUAGGCUCCAGCACGCCCGCGACCCUUGUGAGGAUAAGCAGAAUAGAAGAUGAAUUAAUUGUGUGUACAUUAAUGAGGGGGAAAAAAAUUAAGACUUUAUGUGCAAAAAGGUCUAUUUUUCCUCAAACAUUGUUCACAAAUGCAUGCAAUUGGUCCUUUAUUGUGGGCAUCUUAAGGCACACCUGUGCAAUAAUCACACUAAUCAACGUCUUGAUAUGCCACAUGUGAGGCGGAUCACCUUGGCAAACUAACGCAGCUUGAGACUGAUUUGUAAACAAUAUUUUCGAGAAAUGGGCCUUUUGAGUACAUAGAAAUUCUUGGAAAUGUUUCACCUUAUGAAAAAUGGGAGCAAAAACAAGUGUUGCGUUCAUAUUAUUGUUCAUCAUCAACUGUAUUAUUGUUCACAGCACAUCAGUGGCGUCGCUAGGACUAUUUUAGGGGGGGCUGAAGACCGCCUCACCCCCCCCCCCCCCCCCCCAAAAAAAUUAAUAUAUAUAUAUUUGGUUGUAUGUGGUGAGGCCCAAUUUUUUUGUAGCCCCCCCCCCAAAAAACAAUCUUAAGCCCCCUAAACGAUUUUUAGUUACCUAAAAACGUGAGUGCAAAUGGUUGUUUGUUUGUAUGUGUCCUGCGAUUGGCUGGCAACCAGUUCAGGGUGUACCCCGCCUCCUGCCCGAUGAUAGCUGGGAUUAGCUCCAGCACGCCCGCGACCACAGUGAGGAUGAGCAGUGUAGAAAAUGGAUGGAUGGAUAUACAGUAGCGUCAAAACAUAUUGCCCACUUCCCCAAAUUCUUAGAUUUUUGAAUAGUUUCUCCACUUUAAUGUUUAAGAUCGUGAAACAAAUGUAAAUAUUAGGAAAAUAUAACCCAAGUGAACUUUAAAUGCUGUUUUUAAAUUGUGAUUUCAUUUAUUAGGGCCCCAAAAAAAACCUAUUCAGUUACAGGGCCCUGUGUGAAAAAGUAAUGGCCCCCUAACCCUAAUAACUGGUUGGGCCAUCUUCAGCAGCAACAAGUGAAAUCAUGCGUUUUCUAUAACUGGCAACGAGUCUUUCACAUCUGUGUGGAGAUAUUUUGGCCCCUUUCUUCCUUGCAGAAUUGUUUCAAUUCAGCAAAAAUGGAGGGUUUUCGAACACGAACGACCUUUUUUAGUUCAUUUCCAUCGGAUUCAAGUCCCGACUUAGACUCUCUCAAACCUUCAUUUUGUUUUUUAAGCCAUUCAGAAGUUGACUUGCUGGUGUGUUUUGGAUCCUUAUCCUGCUGCAGAACCCGAGUGCGCUUCAGUUUGAGGUCACAAACUGAUAGCUGAACAUUCUCCUUCAGGAUUUUCUUCUCUGACAAAAACAAUGAUCUCGAGUUUUGUUGUGCUUUAAUUGAAGAAAGUUUUGGCUCAUCCAGUUAUUUAUCUGUUUUAGACUGUGACACAAGACCUCAAUUGAACUGUAGUCAUCUGGAGAUACUGCAAGUGUGUGAACUGUGUCAUGUGCAUAGCUAUGAUAGUCAACAUUAAGGCUGAAGAAUUUGACCCCUGCGUGAAAAAUUGCCCCCCUUGUUAUUUAUAAGUGAAAGGGACUCCCGGUUUCCUUGUCGUAAUUGUACGGCCUUUUACGCAACCGUAUGCAGCACAAUGUACCGACAUCCUUGAUCUUUUGACCUUCCUAGCUUUACAUCGCUGUCGGCACGGAGUUUUAAAUGGGCGUGUCUUAUCUACCUAUACAUAUCUGUGUUUGCAGCCAUUUUUCAAACGUAGGUAAAGAUAUAAUCAUGGAAAUUUCCAAAAUAAACUGUAUUUUAACUAUACAUUUUCUCCCAGUAAUUUAAUGAAUUACAAUUACAUACAUUUUGUAAUCAAAUUAUACAAUCUCGUUACAUGUAAUAAAUUUCUCCCAAGA